AUGGCUGUUAUAGAGGCGCUGCGGAAUCGCCACCUUGUCAUUCCGGAGGAGGAUGCGUAUCAUGCAGGAAGAUCGGAGGUGUCUGACGCUGAAGUGGAAGCGGUGCUCAAGGAAGCGACGCCAGGCAAAGCGCCCGGUCUAGAUGGCAUCCCAAUUGAAUUAUACAAGGUGGGAGUGCCUUGGUUUGGAUUAAUCGUUUUACCGCCAGAUGUUCAGCGCAUUGUGACAGCGUUGGCAUACCUUCCCCCAGUGGAAGAUGUUGAUGACCACCCGACGUUUCAAGCAACCAUGGAGACGGAGUCCAUGAGGACCACCAAGGAGAAGGUAAUGGCGACCGCCGCAAACGUGGCCGAGAGCGCCGAACAUGCCGUACAGGCUAUUAAGGACAACAUCCCCAUCAUGCCGGAAGGCCAGACGUACCAGCCGGGUAUCGAGGCGGAAAUGUGGACUAAGCCGGAGGUGAUCCGGGAGUCGUACGUGGGUGCUGACAAGCUGCUGGGCCGAGUGGCGCUCAUUACGGGGGGCGACAGCGGUAUCGGGAGGUCUGUGGCGGUGCACUUUGCGCGAGAGGGUGCUGACGUGUUCAUCAUGUACUUGGACGAGCACGAGGACGCGGAGGUGACUAAGAAGCUUGUGGAGGGCGAAGGACGUCGUUGCGUAACCAUGGCGGCCAAUGUACGAGACCACAAGUCUUGUUGCGAGACGGUGGAGCGCUGUGUUCGGGAGCUGGGCAAGCUCGACAUACUGGUCAACAACGCCGCCAUCCAGCACUAUCGGUCGUCCAUCACCGACAUAAAGGACGAGGAGAUGGAGGCCACCUUCGAGACCAACAUCCUGGGGCCAUUUUACAUGAGCAUGGCUGCCGUGAAGCACCUUCCCGAGGGCACGGGUUGCAUCAUCAACACCGCCUCAGUGACGGCGUACGCGGGAGAGGCGCACCUGCUCGACUACUCGGCCACGAAGGGCGCCAUGAUCGCCUUCACACGCGCGCUGUCUCAACAGCUCUCGGACAAGGGCAUCCGCGUAAAUGCGGUGGCACCUGGUCCGAUUUGGACGCCGCUCAUCCCCGCGACGUUUCCUCGAUCUGCCAUUUUGACCUGGCAAAAGCAGGUCCCCAUGCAACGCGCCGGACAACCCUCUGAGGUGGGGCCGUGUUACGUCUUCCUGGCUAGUGCUGAUGGCACCUACUUCAGCGGACAGGUGCUCCACCCCAAUGGCGGUCUGCCCGUCAACUCAUGA
Messenger RNA from Volvox carteri f. nagariensis, 1239 nucleotides. RefSeq lists its product as uncharacterized. Bases 1 to 1239 code for a protein of 412 amino acids. NCBI's taxonomy places the organism in Eukaryota, Viridiplantae, Chlorophyta, Chlorophyceae, Chlamydomonadales, Volvocaceae. Gene Ontology annotation, molecular function: oxidoreductase activity. The transcript is spliced from 14 exons. The record is from RefSeq and is a predicted model, not a curated record.